UUUGUUCUGAUGCGCUGGGGUUGGCAUCUCUUAGUUACUCCGUCCAGGUGCAUUUGGAAACCUCUUUGGGUGCAUAAGGGGUUCUGGAGCGGGUUUAAUUCCUUAAUUGUGUCUACCAAUCGAUCAGAUACUAGUGAUGCUUACACAUACACGCACAGGUUUACUCAGCCUAAAAUCACUCUUUUUUGGGUUCAAUUUUGCUGUUUGGACUGGCUAAAGGUUGAACCUCUGCCGAGCUCCAGUUCUUGUUCUUGCCCUGUGGUGGAUCUAGCAGUAAAGAGUUUUUAUUUUGUGGAGUAAUAAGCAGUAAACAGUAGCGCCCACAUGAGUGUUAAUUUCUCGUACCAGCAUGUUCCUGGCUCUUGUUUAGAAUUGACUCAAACCAGCUACUUUCACAUGAGCUGUAACUUGUCGGGAGCUAGUAGUAGAGCUUAGAAAUGUGUGAGCUGGGCUUGGACUUUGGACUUUGGAGCACUGGUGAUUAGUCAUUUGCUGGCUCUGAUUAAGAAAUUGGUCCUUGUCUUUAAGUGCAGAUGAAGCAAUUGCGUGCUGCUCUAGACCUUGUAGUCAGUAAACAACGCUGUAAAUCUGGACGCACAUUGCCAUGUGCAGCAGUUCCGACCAUCUAUCUCCAAGGCCACAUUAUCUCCAGAGUUUCUUAACAGUUCUCUCUUUUUCUGUGGCAAGUGUCAACCUUUGUUUAGUGGAUUCUCUGACGAAGCAGUUUUUCUCAGCAAUGUUAAAGCUAAGUCGUUUUAGUCCUAAGCGUGCCCAGAGAUUCCACAAGGUUGGUUACCUAUCUGGUACAAACAAAUGAAGGCGCUGCUGAUCUAGUUCCCCCAUUUGAAGACUUGACAGAUGGAUCGUCUCAGUCUUAGAAGCCCUUUCCAUCUCCUGCUGUCACUACAUUUGUUACUAUCGUCAUUCAACCCCUUGGCAGUAGCGGACUUAGCCUCUGAGAAGCAAGCCCUUCUUGCCUUUGCCUCUGAAGUCUAUCGCGGCAACAAGCUCAACUGGGACCAAAGCACAUCAGUGUGUUCAUGGCAUGGCGUUACAUGCUCAGGGGAUCAGUCACGCAUAUUUGAGUUGAGGGUGCCAGGUGCAGGACUCAUUGGAGAAAUCCCUCCAAACACUCUUGGAAAGCUUGAUUCUCUCCAAGUUCUGAGCCUGCGGUCUAAUCGCUUAUCUGGAAGCCUUCCAUCUGAUGUGGCCUUGCUUCCUUCUUUACGUUACAUAUACCUUCAGCACAAUGAACUUACAGGAGAUUUGCCUUCUUCUUUCAAUCCUAACCUUAGUGUAUUGGAGCUGUCCUACAAUUCCUUCAUUGGAAAAAUUCCUACAAGCUUAGAAAACCUUACUGAGUUAUCUCUCCUAAAUUUACAAGAAAAUUCUCUCUCUGGAUCAAUUCCUGAUCUGAAGCUUCCAAGUCUAAGACUGUUAAAUCUGAGCAACAAUGAGCUGAAAGGCCCAAUUCCUCGCUCGCUCCAAAGGUUCCCGAAUGGCUCGUUCUUAGGGAAUCCUGAAUUAUGCGGGCCGCCCCUAGAUGAUUGUUCAUUUUCUCUUUCGCCAACACCCUCACCAGAAUUGCCUUCAUCUCCACCACAUCCGGUGUCACCGCAUCACGAGAAGAAACCUGGUACAGGGUUGAUAAUUGCAGUUGCUAUUGGAGGAUUGGCUGUGCUGAUGCUAAUUGUGGUUGUGCUGAUUGUGUGCCUUUCAAAGAGGAAGAGCAAGAAAGAGAGUGGUGUCAACCACAAGGGUAAGGGAACUGGUGUCAGGAGUGAGAAACCAAAACAGGAAUUCAGUGGCGGUGUCCAAACUGCUGAGAAGAAUAAGUUGGUUUUCUUGGAAGGUUGCACCUAUAGCUUUGACCUGGAGGAUCUACUAAGAGCUUCUGCAGAAGUCCUUGGCAAAGGGAGUUAUGGGACUGCUUACAAAGCUAUACUCGAGGAUGGUACUGUCGUGGUUGUUAAGAGACUAAAAGAUGUCGUGGCAGGGAAAAGGGAGUUUGAGCAGCAGAUGGAGCUCAUCGGGAGGCUGGGCAACCAUGCAAAUCUAGUCCCGCUUCGUGCUUUCUACUAUUCCAAGGAUGAGAAGCUUGUCGUCUAUGAUUACGUUACCACCGGCAGCUUUUCUGCCAUGUUGCAUGGUAUCAGGGGUGUUUCUGAAAAGACACUGCUAGAUUGGAAUACCAGGGUGAAGGUCAUACUUGGAACAGCAUAUGGCAUUGCACACAUUCAUGCAGAAGGUGGCGGCAAGCUCACCCAUGGCAAUAUCAAGUCAACCAACGUCCUCAUCGAUCAGGAUCACAAUCCUUACGUUUCAGACUACGGUCUCAACUCUCUGAUGAAUGCCCCUGUCAGCGCAUCCCGCGUCGUGGUUGGUUAUCGUGCUCCAGAGACCGUUGAGAGCCGGAAAAUCACGCAGAAGUCUGAUGUGUACUGCUUCGGCGUCCUCCUCAUGGAGAUGCUCACCGGGAAGGCGCCGCUGCAGUCACAGGGUAACGACGACGUCGUCGACCUCCCAAGAUGGGUGCACUCGGUGGUCCGAGAGGAGUGGACGGCCGAGGUGUUUGACGUCGAGCUGAUGAAGCACCAGAACAUCGAGGAGGAACUGGUCCAGAUGCUCCAGAUCGCGAUGGCGUGCACGUCGGGCCCGCCAGAGCGCCGCCCGGCGAUGGAGGAAGUCAUCAGGAUGAUCGAGGGGCUCCGUCAUUCUGGCCCCGAGAGCCGCGACUCCGCCGAUGAGAAACUCAAGGACUCCAACCCUCCUCCAGUCUAGUUCUAGUGCUGCUGCCCUCUCAUCAAACCUCCAGAUGAUGCCCCAUUCGAUUCGUUAGCUAAUUUGUGAUUUGAGUUCCUUCGUUGCCAACAUUGGCUGACACCAGGUGCAGAACCUCAAUUGAUUUAGCGUUUGGAUUGUAACUUUGUACCUUGGCAGGUGUAGAAUUUCUCAUUGGGAGAUUGAUUCGUUUAUAUAACUGUUCA
Messenger RNA from Brachypodium distachyon (stiff brome), 2987 nucleotides. RefSeq names its product probable inactive receptor kinase At5g58300. Lineage: Eukaryota; Viridiplantae; Streptophyta; Magnoliopsida; Poales; Poaceae. Gene Ontology annotation, biological process: protein phosphorylation. The transcript is spliced from 3 exons. Gene Ontology annotation, molecular function: protein kinase activity; ATP binding; protein binding. The coding region runs from base 859 to 2781 and encodes 640 amino acids. The record is from RefSeq and is a predicted model, not a curated record.